AGAGCAGCCGAGGCGGGAGCGGGCAGGGGAGCCGGAGCGGAGCGCAGGAUGAUAAACACCCAGGACAGUAGUAUUUUACCUUUGAGUAACUGUCCCCAGCUGCAGUGCUGCAGGCACAUCGUUCCAGGGCCUCUGUGGUGCUCCGAUGCCCCUCACCCACUGUCGAAGAUCCCCGGUGGGCGAGGGGGUAGCAGGGAUCCUUCUCUUUCAGCUCUGAUAUAUAAGGACGAGAAGAUCACUGUUAGCCAGGAUGUGCCGGCGCAGGAGGGCGAGCCGCACCUGCUCCACUUCCACUACAAGGUCACCGAGGUGAAGACCUCCUCCUGGGAUGCUGUGCUCUCGAACCACAGCCUCUUCGUGGAGCUCCCUGAUGGAUUGCUGGCUGAUGGCAGCAAGGAAGGGUUAUCAGCACUGCUGGAGUUUGCUGAGGAGCAGAUGAAAGUCAGCUAUGUCUUCAUUUGCUUCAGAAAGAGCAGAGAAGACAGAGCUCCCCUCCUGAAGACCUUCAGCUUCCUGGGCUUCGAGAUGGUGCGGCCCGGCCACCCCUGCGUCCCCUCCCGGCCGGAUGUGCUGUUCAUGGUGUACCCCCUGGAGCAGAACUCUUCCUCUGAUGAAGAAUAGCUGCCGCUGUGCCCCCCGGGGGCGGCC
Dryobates pubescens (Downy woodpecker) is the source of this 648-nucleotide messenger RNA. It is a transcript of the gene OAZ2, whose product is annotated as ornithine decarboxylase antizyme 2. Gene Ontology annotation, molecular function: ornithine decarboxylase inhibitor activity. Gene Ontology annotation, cellular component: nucleus; cytoplasm. NCBI's taxonomy places the organism in Eukaryota, Metazoa, Chordata, Aves, Piciformes, Picidae. The record is from RefSeq and is a predicted model, not a curated record. Gene Ontology annotation, biological process: positive regulation of protein catabolic process.